This is a messenger RNA of Octopus sinensis (East Asian common octopus), 1914 nucleotides long. Its product is annotated as endoribonuclease Dicer-like. Gene Ontology annotation, biological process: apoptotic DNA fragmentation; siRNA processing; pre-miRNA processing. Gene Ontology annotation, molecular function: ribonuclease III activity; RNA binding; deoxyribonuclease I activity. NCBI's taxonomy places the organism in Eukaryota, Metazoa, Mollusca, Cephalopoda, Octopoda, Octopodidae. The transcript has 2 exons. Gene Ontology annotation, cellular component: cytoplasm; nucleus; RISC complex. The record is from RefSeq and is a predicted model, not a curated record. Bases 89 to 1759 code for a protein of 556 amino acids.
AAACACACCACCUCUCUUGUUAGACACCGAUAUUGAACUGAGUUGUUACAUUGGUCCAAGUCCAUGCAUUAUUUUGCAGGCGCUUACCAUGUCAAAUGCAAAUGAUUUUUUCAGCCUUGAGAGAUUAGAAACCAUUGGCGAUUCCUUUCUUAAGUAUGCUAUCACUGUUUACCUUUACUGUCAAUACCCAGGUAUCCACGAAGGAAAGUUAAGCUAUCUACGGGGUAAACAAGUAAGCAAUUAUAAUUUAUAUCGUCUUGGUCGUAAGAAAGGUCUUCCUGAGAGAAUGGUUUCGGCUAAAUUUGAACCUUACGAGAAUUGGCUCCCACCUGGUUAUGUUAUUAAUGAAGAUCGUAGGCGUGGCCCCGUACACAAAGUUCACAUUUCUUCAAGCAGCAACAAGCAGGACCCUUGUUCACCUGCGAAUCAGUGUGGAAGUGAAUCGGUCGAAGAAGAAAUUCUAUCGUCGUCUUUUAACAAUGAAAAAUUAUCGGCAAAUUUAAACAAUGGCAUGAUGAACUUCAUUGAAAACGACAAAAUUCCAAGUCAUGUACGAAAAGCAAAUUUAGAACAAUGGAAAUUCAACCAAGAACUGGAAGAAUUAAAACAGUCACAAGAACAAGAUGGUGUCAGUGGUUGUGGUAGUUCUACAAAUGAAAAGCCGCUUGUUCCAUAUAGCUUGCAAACGAUUCAUAGCAUUCCAGACAAGAGUGUAGCAGACUGUGUUGAAGCCCUUAUUGGUUGCUAUCUGACUUGCUGUGGGAAAAGAGCUGCUCUUCUUUUCAUGUCAUGGCUCGGUCUAAAAGUGCUCCCUCAAAAGCACAUUUUGCAGGAGCAAUAUGAUGAAAAUAUUACUGAACACCAACUGGAUGAGCUGGAAACUCCUCUCUCACCACUCCUCACUCAUACAAUUAAUGCUGAAGAAGUUCUUGAACGCUUACUUGAUGGCUAUGAAACUUUCGAGAAAGAGAUUGGCUACAAAUUCUCUGACCGAUCUUAUCUCCUACAAGCUUUCACACAUGCAUCAUAUCAUUAUAACACAGUGACUGACUGCUACCAGCGUCUGAAAUUUUUAGGGGAUGCAAUUUUGGAUUACGUGAUCACUCGGCAUCUUUACGAAGACUCUCAGCGUUAUUCCCCUGGGGUUCUCACCGACUUACGAUCAGCUCUAGUCAAUAACAACAUUUUUGCUGCAUUAGCUGUCAAAUGGAACUUCCAUAAGUUUUUCAAAGCCAUAUCUCCGGAACUGUUUAAUGUGAUUGAAAGGUUUGUUGCUCGCCAAAAGGAAAAGGAAGAUGAAAUAGAUUUUGAUGAAGAAUUCCAAGAUGAAGGAGAAGAACGUCCUGAUGAAGAAGUUGUUGAAAUGGAAAUUCCCAAAGCCCUUGGUGAUAUAUUCGAGUCUGUUGCUGGUGCUAUCUACCUUGAUAGCAACAGGUCUUUAGAUGUGGUCUGGAAAGUUUACUAUCGUAUAAUGAAGCCACAAAUUGAGAAAUAUUUGAAAAGUAUUCCAAAGUCACCUGUACGAGAAUUAUUGGAACUGGAACCAGAAACUGCUAAAUUUGAAAAACCAGAGAGGACGGUAAAUGGUAAAAUCCGAGUUACAGUCAAAGUUGCUGGUAAAGGUGUUUAUAAUGGUGUCGGACGGAAUUAUCGCAUUGCAAAGAGUGCUGCUGCCAAAAAAGCUUUGAGAAUCCUUAAAACUAUGCAGUCUCAGGGCUUCAUUGCUCAACUGUCAAAUGAAAAGAUGAUGCAAGGAUAACCUGGAUAGAUUGCUAAUCAAGGUACAUCUGUGAUUCCAUAAUCAGCCAUGCGUAUCACGGCAUGGCUGCAGAUCAUUGUUUCAACUACUUGGCACCGAGUGUAUGUGUAUAUAUUUGCUUAAUUUGUGUGUGUGUGUGUGUGUGUGUGUAUGUG